GAAUCAUAACAUAACAAAAACAAGCAUGGCAAUGGAAGGAGGACGAAAAUUUUACGAGGAUUUUCCUGUGAUACAAAAUGAACAUCGCAUACCUACCGAAAAUCGCAAAUCUUUAUUUUACUUUAUCAAUGAAAAUGUAAUUGGAAAGGAUCAGAUGUUUCAUGGACCAUUUGGCGUAAGAAAAGUUGUCUACUGUGACUAUACUGCAUCUGGAAGGUCACUGCAAUACAUUGAAGAUUACAUUCAAGAAAAUGUUUUACCCCAUUAUGGAAAUACUCACACAACUACAUCAGUCACUUCUCUUCAGACAACUAUGUUUCGUCAUGAAGCAAGAGAUAUUGUCAGAAAAUGUGUAAAUGCAGGUGAAGAUGAUGCUGUAAUUUUUACUGCCAAUGGAUGCACUGGAGCUGUUCAUAAACUAAUUCAUGCUUUGAAUUUCCAAUCUCCUCCUAUUGUAUUUGUUAGUCCAUUUGAGCAUCAUUCUGUACUGCUACCCUGGAAAGAAAUUGGUGGAGAUAUAGUAUGGACAAGUGUUAAUAAUGAUGGAUUUGUUGAUAUCAACAACCUGGAAAAAAACCUGCAAAAAUACAAGAAACAUGGCCGGCCUUUAAUAGGUUGUUUUUCAGCAGCUUCUAAUAUCACUGGCAUUUUAUUAAAUGUAAAUGGAGUUUCAGAAUGUUUACAUAAAUAUGGAGCUUUGGCAUUAUUUGAUUAUGCUUCAGCAGGUCCUUAUGUGAAAAUUGAUAUGAACCCAACAACAGCCAGCCAGUCUGGUUUGGCUUUCAAGGAUGCUGUAUUUUUGUCGCCUCAUAAAUUUGUUGGAGGUCCAGGUACUCCAGGCGUUCUUAUUGCAAAGAAGAAUAUGUUCUUUAACCCAAUUCCCUCAGAAGGGGGUGGGGGUACAGUAUUUUAUGUUACAGCUCACACUCAUCGUUAUCUAAAAGAAAUUGAAAUGAGGGAAGAAGGUGGAACACCAGCAAUUGUUGACAGUGUACGUGCGGGUCUUGUCUUUCAACUGAAAGAGAAUGUCAAACAAGAAAAUAUUGACAAAAGAGAAAAGGAACUAAUCAGUAUGGCAUAUAAGACUUGGGAAAACUGCCUAAAUCUAAUCCUACUUGGACCAAAAACUCAUCAAAAGCUUCCAAUUUUUUCAUUUGUAAUCAAACACGCUCAAUCUGGUCGGUUGCUGCAUCAUAAUUAUGUUUCUGUGUUACUGAACGACCUGUUUGGAAUUCAGUCACGUGGAGGUUGUGCUUGUGCUGGCCCAUAUGCUCAGACAUUACUGGGUAUGAGUGAAGAUGUCGCAAUAGAGAUUGAAACAUUGUUAUUGGAAGAUCAACGUUUGGACAGACAUCAUUUGAGACGAUACAGAGAGUAUUCUGAUAAAGAGAUCUUAAGACCUGGCUUCACUCGCAUUAACCUGCCUUACUUUUAUGAUGACGAAAUGAUUUCAUUCAUUUUAAAAGCUGUACUGAUAGUGGCUGACUAUGGAUGGAAACUACUACCGUUUUACAUCUUAAAUCCAGAAACUGGAGAAUGGAGGCACAAACAUCACCACAUCUUUAAAGAUAAGAUAUGGCUUGGUUCAAUCAAAUUUAAAGAUGGUGGCGUAUCGUAUCCACAGCAAAUCAUUGAGAAAACUGAGACAACCUUUGAAGAAUUAAUUAUUGACAUGAAACGUUUAUUGACCAACAUCAAAAAAAUAGUUGACAGUGGAGGAGAUCAAACCUUAUUGUUUGGUGACGGAGGGGAAAGAUUGAGAUGGUUUUUACUUCCAUGCGAGGCUGAAGAUUACCUGCACGGUGAUAUACCAACAAGUUGUGCUGAUUUCAACAUGCCGUUUUUUCCAGGAAGGGCGACUAAUAAUUUUGACAAAACUGAGGUGGCGAAUGAGCUGAAAGUCCAUUACUGCAGCUGUUCACCAGUAUUUAUGAACAUCAUAGAAAGAAACGGUUUUCAGCCUAAAGAAAAUGUAGAUAUGAAGAAGAGUGACAUCAGAGAAGACACUUUUAGCACAAACAAAAAAUGUUUUGAGGCUGAGGUAAUCAUGAAAGAUGAUGCGGAUGAAAAAAAGGUUCCACAAUCCGGAGAACUAAACCAGUGUAAUCUAAUUGUUGGCGGAGAGACAAGAGCCAAUACGAAGGAAGAGAAGAAGCUAAAUGAAGAUAAGGAACAUGAAAUGGUUCAACUGUUAGAAGAUGUUAAAAAGAAAGAAACCGUUUUAACAUUUCAUAACCCACCAAAAAUUGUAUUCGCUCCAUCCAUUGAGGCCAUUGAAGAAUUUAAAAUGAUUGAAGAUAAUGAUCGCAUCUUGUUGUGUCUAUCAGGUGGUAAAGAUUCUCUAUCAAUGCUGCAUAUCAUGCAGCAGUAUAAACAUUACGCAAAAAGCAAGGGGAUCUCGUUCGACUUUGGUGCGAUGACUGUGGAUCCGCAAAGCGCGCAAUAUGAUCCAAGUCCACUGAAGGGCUACUUAAAAACAUUGGGCGUGCCGUAUCACUAUGAAGAACAAGAUAUCGUUGGAGCAGCCGAACAGUUACCAGUUUGUGCAUCAAUCUGCAGCUAUUGUUCCAGAAUGAAACGUGGUCGUAUUUACGCAUGCGCGCGACGUGAAGGCUACAACGUAAUUGCAUUAGGUCAGCAUCUUGACGAUGCUGCAGAAAGCUUUCUAAUGUCAACAUUUCACAACGGCUACAUACGUACUAUGAAAGCUAAUUAUCUUGUAAGCGAAGGAGAUUUACGUGUAAUUCGACCAAUGAUAUACGUCCGUGAAAGAGAAUUGAGAAAGUUUGCUGAAAAGGUACGACUACCCAUAAUACCUGAAAAUUGCCCGGCGUGCUUUGAAGCUCCAAAGGAAAGACAUCGAAUGAAGCAAGUAUUAGCUCAACAGGAGGUCUUAUUCCCAGAUCUCUUUAAAAGCUUAAAGGCUGCACUGCACCCGUGUCUAGCAAAAGACAAAACUGGAUUAGAGAAAAGAGCUAUUAAUGAAAACGAGGAAUUCGAUUUUUAAAAAAGAAAGUUUUGCUAUAAUAAUAUAAUAAUAAUAAGUUCUAAAAUUUGCAUCGAAUUAUUUAUCUAAGGAAUUUUAUAUUUACAUCAUGUUACGACGAUGUAUUUAAUUGAUGACAACGUUAUAGCCUCUUUUUCUAGCGACUUUGUUUUUGCCACAGUUAAACCACUAACGUAAAAUGUUGUAAUGAUAAGAAAACUCACAAAAUUCACUUGGUGUAUUUUAUUUUGCCGAUUUUUAUCGGCGUUUUUCUCAUAUGUAAAAUUCCUGUGUUAGAAGUAUGAGUUUAACCGUAAAUAUUUUUAAAAAACGAUGGUUUGCGUUGACUUAUGACCGUCUCAGUUAGGAAUAAGCAAGUAAUAUAUAUCUGGAAUACUUGUGUUAUUAGUCAAUAUUUUAUGUACAAAAAUGAAAAGAAAUUAUAACCGAUUAACGUGUGUGGAAUUUUAUAGUUGCAUUUAUAUACAUAUUUUUCUCUGUGAAUGUUUUUAUUUUUAUUACAUACUCAGGCUUCUGGCGAACGCUUAUGCAGUUAUUGGCGAGAUCACCUUCUUAGUUUUCUUUAUUUCUUCGAAAUAAAUAAGAUAAUUAAAAAUGGAAAAAUAAUGAAAUUAAAAAAUGAAAAAUAAUACGAGUAUAUAAUUU
Messenger RNA from Hydractinia symbiolongicarpus, 3652 nucleotides. RefSeq lists its product as uncharacterized. The record is from RefSeq and is a predicted model, not a curated record. The coding region runs from base 26 to 3007 and encodes 993 amino acids. Lineage: Eukaryota; Metazoa; Cnidaria; Hydrozoa; Anthoathecata; Hydractiniidae. The transcript has 27 exons.